Marchantia polymorpha subsp. ruderalis is the source of this 1976-nucleotide messenger RNA. Lineage: Eukaryota; Viridiplantae; Streptophyta; Marchantiopsida; Marchantiales; Marchantiaceae. The record is from the annotation of a GenBank genome assembly.
CAAUCUCCGCCAGUGCUCGCUCAUGUACAGCACCACUAAUCGGAACUAUCCAUUCUCGUCUCUGCGCACACCAAUCCCGGGGCCGACGAGUGUGACAAUUCGCGAGACCGGGUCCGGAGCAGCCGAGUGGAUAUAUAAUCAUGAGCUUCGCAUCUCGCCCCUCUCCUCCGUUCUGCCUGCCUGCCGCGACUCUGAUUUCGCUUCUCCGUGUUCUCUGAGGGUCGUGAUUCCGCUCUCAUUAAGUGCCCUCGGCUGCGUCAGCUCGAUGAAGCCUCUGUAAACCCGAGCGAUCUUUCUGUGGCAAGGCGUAGUGUUGGGCUCGUCAUUCGGGAGAAGUCAGGCGAGCGGUUUCUUCGCAUGAACCUCUCUGCAGCAGAUCAUACUAUGGUGAUGAGUGGACUCAGAAUUGGGAGGAGGAGGAGGGAAGGCGUCCGAGGAAGAAAUUUCCUUCACUUGCUUGACGUUUCCACUGGAGGCGAAAGACUCGCUGUCUAGAAGUCGUCCGCAGUGUGUACUUAUCGUGGUGAUUUCUCUCGUUACGUCACUCGAUGUAUCGGAACAUUUCAGCUUUCUCCUUCUCGCAAUUCCCAUUGCAGAGAUGAUGUGAGCCUGAGACCGGAGUGCUGAUAGUUGGCAGAGGUCGACAUUGUCUGAAUUGCUCAAGGACCAAGGACCAAGAGCGCAAUGGCGGUAGUGAGCGUUCAACUCGUCAGCAAGGCUGCUUCUGAGAAGCUGUCGAUGAAAUAUUCUGAUCUUUCGGAGCCUCCGGAAGUGAUUGGUCCGGAGCCGAAGCGGCUCUCUCUUCAGUCAUUUCUCCACUCGCAUUUCGCCAAUUCUCCACGGAGGACCUCCAUGGAUGAAUUCACAGACGCCAGCCACACGUUCGACUCGCGACGUCUGUCGACAACUGGGGAUUCUCGAAGAGCCUCCGCGGAGUACUAUCCAAAUUUGAAACAAGAAGCUUUCGUAAUCUCUGUGACCCCUUUGAAUACAGAAAAGGUGGGGCCGAAUUUCUUGCUCAGAAGCAGCCCAGCUCCGAGCACAUUCUCGGCACCGAGCACAUUAAUCAAGAAGGCCGCCAGCGGAUUGCCGGCGAACUUGACCAAACCACGACCGAAGAACUACGAACAUUUGAGCUUGAAAUACAAGCUACUUUACCUCUGCGGUGUCUCGAACAUCGACAUGGUAGACAACUAUGUCUCCAUUCCAAGAUAGCCAACAAAGGACAAUGUGGAAAACCCAUUAUUUUUCAACAGCGGAGACUAAGUCCGCGCUGUUAACAAUGUCAAGCCGUGGCUAGAUGUCAUACGUUCUUCACCACUAGUUGAGAAAAGAAGGUGGGGAGCAAUGUACUGGACCGAGAAGCUCCGAUCGAUCUUGAAAAUGGCACUGGAUCUCACAUUGUCUUUGGUUCUUGAUGAAAUUUGCCCGAGGGCACUCUUUCAGCAGGCACGGACCGUUACGGAAAACUAUAGAAUUGUUUCUCCAAAGCCAUAUAAGCCUCUGGAACAUGCUAGUAAGAACAAAAUCCAGAGCAAUUUUGUACAGUGAGCGAACUUGCGUCAGUAAUGUGAUGAACAAAUGUUGUAUAGGAGCUCUUCAAGCCAAAGAUGCAUCAGUUGAGUUGACGGGACUUCAAAGAUCCUUCUCUCGAUGAUUACCAUUGCAGGCUGUGUGCCUUGAUCAAGAAUAGUUUCUAGUUGAGAUCAGUAGUAUGGCUUACCUGCGAGAAUGACUAGGAGUUGCAAUGGUUCCACAAGAAGUUAUUGGCUUGUGAAUUCCCACACAAGUCCCUUAAAUCUGAAUCUGUGUGAUUCAUACGUCUUCACGGUACGAUGAAUCCGAACAUGCUCAAAUCAGGAUUGUAGAAAGUACGAUAGGUAACUUCAUUAAUUAGAACAGCGAUCAGCUCUUGGACAAGCGGUCCAUAUGACACCAGAUUUUCAACUUCAAAUUUAAAUCUCAUCGCUUUCUUU